AUGCCACUGGCAGUAAAGGAGGCACCUCAGACAAUAGCCAUGUUGUCUGAAAAGGACCUGCCUCAGGACUAAAAUGUAUACCAGGACUUUUGCAUGGGAGCUUUUGACAACCAAAGCCUAAGGAAUCCCUGGAUGAAUGACACUGAGGAGUUCCUGUUCCUAGAUUCUGCACUGCAGAAGCAGGCAGUGAAUAUGAAGAAAAUGCAGAAUUCGAAGAAAAAAGUGGAGCGGAAGAAGGAGAAGAAGCAGAAGCUCAUGGAAAAGUCAAAAGACCCAAAGCAGUCGGAUGCCAGGGACCCAGGCUUGAUGCGGCAGUGCCUGGGACCUGGCUGUGUGUAUCCCUCCCGGCCAGGCUCCAAGUACUGCUCGGAUGACUGUGGCAUGAAGCUGGCAGCUGAUCGCAUCUAUGAGAUCCUGCCCCAGCGCAUUCAGCAGUGGCAGAAGAGCCCCUGUGUUGCUGAGGAGCAUGGCAAGAAAAUGCUUGAGCGCAUCCAACGUGAGCAGCAGGACACCCAGACUCGCCUGAAGGACAUAGAGUGCAAUUUCCAUGAACUUGAGGCCAUCAUUCUGCGUGGCAAGCAGCAGACCGUGUGCAAAGAUGAAGAAAGCAACAAACGUAGCAGGAACAGUGUCGACCUGCAGAUCUUCUGUGUCUCCUGCGGGCAACCCAUCAGUGUGCAUGUUGCCCUGCGCCACAUGGAGCGCUGCUUUGCCAAGUAUGAGUGCAAAUCAUCUUUCGGGGCCAUGCACCCCACUUGCAUUGAGGGAGCUACAAGGCUCUUCUGUGAUGCUUAUGACCCACAGAGUAAGAGGUACUGUAAGCGACUCCAGGUAUUAUGCCCUGAGCACUCCAAGGACCCCAAGGUAUCAGAUGACGAGGUGUGUGGUUGCCCACUAGUGCACAAUGUCUUCGAGGUCACUGGUAAUUUCUGCCGCCUCCCCAAAAGCGUGUGCAACCACCACUACUGCUGGGAGAAGCUGAGGCGUGCCGAAGUGGACCUGGAGCGUGUGCGCGCGUUGCAAAAGCUGGAAGAGCUGGUUGAGCAGGAGCAAAAGGUGCGCACAGCCAUGACGAAUCGGGCAGGGCUGCUGGGCCUGAUGCUUCACCAGACAAUCCAGCAUGACCCGCUCACCAGUGACCUACGCUCCAAAGUAGAUAGCUGA
Messenger RNA from Phacochoerus africanus (Common warthog), 1164 nucleotides. Its product is annotated as CXXC-type zinc finger protein 1-like. Gene Ontology annotation, cellular component: Set1C/COMPASS complex. NCBI's taxonomy places the organism in Eukaryota, Metazoa, Chordata, Mammalia, Artiodactyla, Suidae. The record is from RefSeq and is a predicted model, not a curated record. Gene Ontology annotation, biological process: positive regulation of DNA-templated transcription.